CUUGGAAUGAAACGCUUGCGCAACGCUUCGCUUUCACACGAGCAUUUACUCUGAGAUUGGAUUGAUAACAGUACAUUAACGACAGGAUUGUGAAUAGUUUGGAGGGAUAGGAGAGGAAAUCAACAGAAAAACAACAAUGAGACAAGAAAAAUAAGAAUGUAAAAAUGUAUUUGUUUUCAUAUCAAGGAGAAGGUCAAGUUUCCCUCUGUUAGUUGUAUUGUAGCUAUUUAAGUGAAUCAUACGGAAGAAACACAUUAAAAAUCAGGACGAUUUGCAAAAGAUGUUACCAUAUUGAAUCAAAAGUAUACAUUUGGAUACAUCCACAUUGCAGAAGUAUUUAAAAGUACAACCCUGUUAGCUAUCACACUGUUUUUGUCGAGCAGUUAACAACAGGCCGACAAACCGACAAACAGCACCGCCCCUCACCCUAAAAUCACUGUAUGCCAUAACUUGCGCUUAAAACAUUAACUCAAAAGAUUAUUAGAUUAGCAGAGUGUCCUUCACUGCCACUGGAACACCAAGUGCUACUAAGUUAGGCCUACUCUUAAUUUGUGUACCUCUGUAAAGAGCUUUUGGAGACGGAAAUCGUGUCUAAGUUUUGAAUAAUGAUACUCAAUCAAAAUCUAAUUGAUUGAAGAGGAAAAGUCUUCAAAGUAGAUGAAGGUGGCUUCCCUACAAACAUGUGGGCCUCAGACUGCCAUUGGAUUAGCUCAGGGAGAAGUAGCCUAUUUGGGAGCAAUACAAUGGUCCAUUCUCAUAUGGGAAUAAUCCUUGAAGGUAUUGCAAGCAGUUUCAUAUGACUCCGCAACGACAAGGCUACUUCAAGCAACUCUCCGAAGAAGUUUAUCGGCUACAGAUUAAAAAAACACAAAUGUCAACUGUAAGUAGCCAGCCUUUAUUUUAUAAUAACUUCAUUCUCACUGUAUUUCAUAUGUGCAGUGUGUCUACUGCAAAUGUAGUGGGUUGGGAACCUGCUUUGUUAUAUAAAGGCAACCAUCGGUCUGUCCAUAGCUCUCAAACUCUUAAGAGAUAAUUAUUUUUGGAGAAGGUGUGAAGCUUUCAUGCCCGGCUGCCAGCUGUUUCUUUAUUGGUUGUAUUUGUUGUUCCUGGGUUUAUUGGGCUUUGUCAGAUAUCUAGAUAAACACAACCAAAGCUAAGCAUUCCCUUUCAGUUUUCGUGGCUAUUUGUUCCCCAGAGGGUGAUCAGCAUCGGAGUACAACAGUUGUAUGAUUGUAAUCGUAGCAUAGUUUCUCUGUGAAGCCAUCCACUUCUCCUCCAUUCUGCUUUUUUGUGUUUCUAUUGAACAAGUCAGUCUCAGCAACUGCAUAUACUGUAUAUGUGUAUGUGGUUUGACUCUAAUGUUCCAGAUUGACGUUAACCGGGGUGUCAUUGUUUUCACCCAGCUGUUAACACUCAUGUAUCAUGAAAUGAACUGCGUGUUCUCAGUUAAAUCUAAAAUAUACUGUGGGCUUCAUUUUUUGAUUGUAGUCCCCACCAACCUCUUGUGAUUGGAUGCUCCUGGUUGAACAGAAGAAUAUAAAUGUCCGCGUUACAACCAUGGAUGCUGAGCUGGAGUUUGCCAUCCUGCCCAGCACAACGGGGAAACAGCUUUUUGACCAGAUAGUGAAGACGAUCGGGCUGAGGGAGACCUGGUUCUUUGGCCUCCAGUAUCAGGACAGCAAAGGUUUCUCCACCUGGCUCAAGCUGAACAAGAGGGUGACAGCUCAAGAUGUGAAGAGAGACAACCCUUUGUUGAUUAAGUUCAGGGCCAAGUUUUACCCGGAGGAUGUCGCGGAUGAACUGAUCCAGGAGGCAACACAACGCCUCUUCUUUCUGCAGGUGAAAGAAUGCAUCCUAAAUGAUGACAUCUACUGUCCACCUGAGACUGCGGUGCUCUUGGCCUCGUAUGCGGUUCAGGUCAAACAAGGAGACUACAGGAAAGACUCUCACGUAUCGGGAUACCUCGCUAGAGAGAAGCUGCUGCCUCAGAGGGUUUUGGAGCAGCACAAGCUGAAUAAAAAUCAGUGGGAGGAUAGAAUCCAGGUGUGGCAUCAAGAGCACAAGGGAUUGCUGAGAGAAGAUGCCAUGGUGGAGUACCUCAAGAUAGCCCAGGAUCUGGAGAUGUACGGGGUCAACUACUUUAACAUCAAGAACAAGAAAGGAUCGGAGCUGUGGUUGGGAGUGGACGCACUGGGGCUGAACAUCUAUGACAAGAAGGACAAGAUGACCCCGAAAAUUGGCUUCCCCUGGAGUGAGAUCAGAAACAUUUCCUUCAACGACAAGAAGUUUCUCAUCAAACCAAUAGACAAGAAAGCUCCGGACUUUGUUUUCUACGUACCCCGUCUUCGCAUCAACAAGCGUAUCCUGGCAUUGUGUAUGGGGAAUCACGACCUGUACAUGCGCAGACGUAAACCCGACACCAUCGAGGUGCAGCAGAUGAAGGCCCAGGCCAGGGAGGAGAAGAACAAGAGGCAAAUUGAGAGGGCUCUGCUCGAGAGUGAGAAAAAAAAGCGAGAAAAUGCCGAGAAGGAAACAGAGAAGAUUGCUCGUGAGACCAUGGAGCUGAUGGAGAGAUUGAGACAGAUUGAAGAGCAGACAAAGAGAGCUCAAGAUGAGCUGGAGGAGCAGACUCGCAGGGCUCUCGACUUAGAAAAGGAGAGGACAAUUGCGCUGGAGGAGGCUGAGCGCCUGGACAAGGACCGCAGGGCUGCAGUGGAAGCUAAAGCAGCCCUGCUGCACCAGUCUGAAACUCAGAUCAAGAGCCAGGAGAGUCUGGCCACUGAGCUGGCAGAGCUUACCUCUAAGAUCUCCCAGCUGGAAGACGCCAAGAAGAAAAAGGACGAGGAGGCGGAUAGAUGGCAGGAAAGGGCAACGGUGGUGGAAGCUGAUUUGGAGCGAACCAAAGAGGAGCUGAAAACUAAACUCAUGGGUGUCCACAUCCAAGACUCGGUCCACCCUCCUAUGCACGAGCACGACGAGACGGAUGAGAGCAGUGCCGAGGCGAGCGCUGAGCUGACUUCUCCAGACAUGGUCCGAGACCGCAGUGAAGAGGAAAGAGUCACCGAGGCCCAGAAGAACCACCGGCUGCAGAAAAAACUCAAGUUCCUGAGCACUGAGCUGGCUGGAGCUGUAGACGAGAGCAAGAAGACCCCCAAUGACCUGAUCCACGCUGAGAAUGUGAAGGCGGGCCGUGACAAAUACAAGACCCUUCGCCAGAUUCGUCGGGGCAACACCAAACAACGCAUUGACGAAUUUGAGUCCAUGUGAGCGGGGCUGAUGUAAGCCCACUCAGACUAAAGGCAAUGUUAGGGUAGUUUAUGAAAAAGGACACAUCGAGAGAUCUGUAGAAAAUGAACCCGACAAAGCUGAAAACUGUUGAAAAUACAUUAAGAUUACACAGAAACAAAAAAAAACACUUUCGUGGUCCAUUUAAAUCAUUAUCCAGGCUGUGAUUCAUGAAAAAGUUGUCCUUUGUCCUUGUAAAUCACAUUACAAAACAUUGCCAUUCCAAUUAUUCCAACCAAUGAAAAUGUCAUCGUCAUUCAUUAAUGAGCGAUGACAUUUAAUAUACUUCCAGAAAGUGUUUUCAUGAUUGUAGAAAUAAAAUACACGGAAAAUCCA
Molecule: messenger RNA, 3621 nt
Organism: Pungitius pungitius (ninespine stickleback)
Lineage: Eukaryota; Metazoa; Chordata; Actinopteri; Perciformes; Gasterosteidae
Product: moesin-like
Exons: 14
Coding region: 1513-3267 (584 amino acids)
Biological process (GO): regulation of cell shape; positive regulation of protein localization to early endosome; positive regulation of early endosome to late endosome transport
Cellular component (GO): adherens junction; apical part of cell; plasma membrane
Molecular function (GO): cell adhesion molecule binding; actin binding
Source: RefSeq, a predicted model, not a curated record